UUUUCCCGACUGCGGCGACGAAGCGCUUCAUCCCAAUAUACACUUGCAUUAUUAUACAUAUUUUACACACACCCCGGGCUCCGGAGGAAAACGUGUGGGGACCUCCCGUUGACUAGGAAGCCAAGUCCGACAGCAGGCCGGCGCCGCCCCCGCCGCCCCCGGGCGGUGGGCACCCGCGAGGUGACUCAACGUCAGGCUCUCUCCAUUGCCUGCCAGCGCUUCUUUCGCGGAAGACAAGAGCGUGACGGUGCCACCCUUCCGCCCCGGCCCCCAAAUGCCUUCACAAACCUCCCCCCCAACCACGGGGGGGGGGCGGCGAGAGAAACUGCGCCCCCCCCCCAGCAGCUCAGGAUUCUAAUUCCAAGUGGUGUCAGCUAUAAAAAUGAACUGCCAUGAAUGAAAAAUACUAGCCCAGAUGAAUGUCAAUCUGAACCAUAGUUAAAGUUUUGUUGAAUGCAAAUUGUUGUUGGGAUUUCUGCUUAAUCAAGUCACAGAGUAAUAACUGAGAAAUUGUUCGCUUGGGAUUGUACAAUGGAAGAUGCAAACCAAGACAGUGCUUCUUCCAGAGAAGGAUUACUUCUUAGGAUGGGUCUUAAUGAUAACAAAGCUGGAAUGCAAGGGCUGGAUAAAGAGAAGAUCAACAAAAUCAUAAUGGAAGCCUCCAAGGGUUCUAGAUUUUAUGAAAAUGAACUUAAGAAAGACCAACAGGUUAAUAAACGGAUUGAAAAAAUGCUGAAACUAAAAAGUAAAAUCACAGAGCAACAGAUUUUAAAAGCACAAUUGCAGAUGGAUAAACUUUCAAUGGAAUUGGAUCAGAAUCGUGACCUUAGUUGUACUAUUGUACACAUUGACAUGGAUGCCUUUUAUGCAGCUGUAGAAAUAAGAGACAAUCCUGAAUUAAGGGACAAGCCCAUAGCAGUGGGUUCACUGAGUAUGCUGUCCACUUCAAAUUACCAUGCUAGAAGAUAUGGGGUACGUGCAGCUAUGCCUGGAUUUAUUGCAAAGAAACUUUGUCCACAUCUUACUAUAGUACCAUUAAACUUUAAGAAAUACGAAGAAGUAAGUAAACAGAUUAGGGAAAUCCUUGCUGAAUAUGAUCCUCAAUUCAUGCCUGUGGGCCUUGAUGAAGCCUACUUGAAUAUAACAGAGUACUUAGAAGAACAAAACCACAGCUGUAAAAGAAAACAUCUCAGUACAUCCAAGUUUGGUCUAAAUGGAAAACAGAACAUGGUUAUAUCUGAUGAAUCAAACUUGAGUGAAGAUAUGCAUUCCUGUUCACCAGUAUUGUUUGACAGUGACGCUCUGAUUGAUAAGCAGAUUAUUCAUCCAUCUUUGCCCUUAGAAGAACAGCAAUGCCAAAAGUCAAGAGUUCAGUUAAAGUCAGUUGUUUUGGAAAGAUCAGCUGAGGAAGUUGUAAAUGAAAUUCGUUUGAGAAUUGAACAAAAAACUGCGAUGACUGCCAGCGCUGGCAUUGCUCCAAACAUGAUGUUGGCAAAAAUGUGCAGUGAUAAAAAUAAACCUAAUGGCCAAUAUAGAAUCCCUCCAGAAAGAGAUGCUGUGAUGGACUUCAUCAAAAAUUUAGCUAUUAGAAAGGUACCAGGCAUAGGAAAAGUAACAGAGAAAAUGCUAAAAGCUUUGGAAAUAGAGACUUGCACAGAACUGUACCAGCAGAGGGCUCUGAUUUCUCUUCUAUUUUCUGAAACAUCCUCCCAUAAUUUUCUUGAAAUCUCUCUUGGUUUGGGUUCCACGCAUUUGGAAAGGGACGGGGAAAGAAAAAGUAUGAGUACAGAAAGGACAUUUAAUGAAAUAAGUGCAUCAGAACAAUACAGGUUAUGUCAAGAACUCUGCAGUGACCUAGCUCAGGAUUUGAAAAAGGAAGGACUUAAAGCUAGAACCAUAACUUUAAAAUUGAAGAACGUGAACUUUGAAGUUAAAACAAGAGCUAAUACAGUACUUUCUGCAGUUUGUACUGAAGAUGAAAUAUUUGCUGUUGCUAAAGAUUUGCUUAAAUCAGAAAUGGAGAUUGUGGCCCCAGAACCUUUACGUUUAAGAUUGAUGGGUGUAAGAGCAUCAGGUUUUUUAACUGAAGAAGAAAAAAAAUACCACCAGAAGAGCAUUGUUAAUUUCUUAGGACCAGGAAAACAAAGCUGUGCUUUUAAGAAAGCUGUCAACAUUUUCCCAAAAGUAUCAGAAGGAGAAAGCUUUUUCAAUAAAAAGAGAGCUACAAGAGAGCAAACCAAUCAAGGGAUAUUUUUAAAUGAAUCUUCAAACAAGAAGAAUCUACAAGAUACAAUGUCAACAAUAGCUUCAGGAGAACAAAGAAAGGAUGAUGAACAUCAGAUCUUUAUUUGCCCUAUUUGCUUUGAGGAGCAGCAAGAUAGCACUUUAGAAACAUUUAAUAGGCAUAUUGAUAUGUGCCUUAGUGGAACAAAAGUAAAAGAAAAUACAGAAGUUACUGAUAAUAGCAAAUCAUUGAAAAAUGAUCCUUCUGUGGAUAUGGACAAAAAAGAAGAGAUGAAAGUUAAAAUAAAUAAAUCACCAGUGAAUAAGCAGUCAACAAAUAUAGCUGAUAGUGGUUCUGCAAGUAGCAAAGAUGUUUUGCCUCAAUACCUAGUUCAUAAACAGAAUGAGAAUGAAUGUGGGCCUUCUACUGAGUUGGUAUCUGAAAUGCAUGCUAAGGAUGAUUUGUCUUCCUUGCUAAUAGAUAAAGAGUCAAAUUGCUCAGGAAGUAAUUUGCAAAGUUUUUCUGGCAUUACUGAAAAUGUUUUUGUUUGUCCAGUUUGCAACACAGAACAAAAAACAAAGGAUCUUGCCUUGUUCAAUAGGCAUGUGGAUGUUUGUUUAAACAAAGGCAUUAUUGAGCAGUUGACAGAAAAAUCAGAAAUCUUAGAAAGAGGACAAUAUAAUACAAAAUUUUCAGCAGGAACAAAAAGAUCUGGAACAAUAAUUCCCCAGUCAACAUCCAAAAAAGUCAAGUCAGGCAAUACUAGAUGCACUAUAGAAUCAUUUUUCAAAUGAACACAAUGAAUUAAUUUAAUUAUUGUUAUGGUACAGAGGCUUAGAAUGAAAUAAGUCACUUGGACCUUAUGUAUUGUGUAUAAAUUAUGUAACUUUAAAGAAUUAUAUAAAAUAUAAUUCUAUAAAGUUAUAUUAUAGAUUAUAUUAUUUACGUAUAUUGCAUAUAUAUGAUUUUGCACCAGCUAACCCAUAAUUUUAUUUCAGAUGCACAACCUCAUAUCCUAAAGAAUGCAUGAAAUGUAUGGAAGUUGACUUUUACAACUGAUAAGCAUAUUGUUAUUUAUUAAGGAAUGUCAAGCACUUUUAAAAGCCAGUUCUUCUUUGAAUAACAUGAUAGUAAUGGCUGUUUUCUUCACAACUUUUAGAUAGGAAGGGAAAGGAAAAGAAUUUGGAUUUUACUUAAAAAUUAAAUAGAUCCUUUAAUUGUCCUUUAUAGAUCAGGCACUAUUAUGAAAAUUUAAGACUUGAUUGUUUUCCUUGAUUCGGUAUAUAAAUAUUAGGAAACAUGGAAUAUUUAGCACCCAUAAUUCAGACACAAUUUUUGUACAACCAUGUAGCACUUCUAACCUUUGUUAAUUGAAGAAGAAACUUGCUGUCUAUCCAUUGGUGAACAAAACUUUAUGUACUACAUAUAAUAGAUGAUAUUAGUAAAAGCAGGCUAAAUAAACUUACAUAUCCUGAAUAGAGCUACUGGACUGGAACGUCCAUCAUUACAUGAGUCAUCACAUGACUGUUCUUGAUUUUAUGACUACUGCCAGGGUUGUAUGAGAGUCUGGCUUCCCCCACUGACUUUGCUUGUCAGAAAAUGGCUGGGAAGGUUACAAAUAGUAAUCAUGUGAUGGGUGAAAUCCAGGAGGUUCUGGAUUUUGGAAAUUUUGAGUAGUUUGGAGAACCAGCAAAUAUCACCUCUGGCUGGCCCCAGAGUGUGGUGGGAAUGGAAAUUUUGAAAUAUCCUUCCCCCAGUAGGGGAGGGAAUGGAGAUUUUGCAGUAUCCUUCCCCUGGAGAGGGGUGGGAAUGGAGAUUUAGCAAUAUCCUUCCCCUGCCACGCCCACCAAGCCAUACCCACAGAACCGGUAGGGGAAAAAUUUGGAUUUCACCCCUCUCACAUGACCUUGGGAUACUGCAACUGUUGUUAAAUACAUUCCAGUUUCCAAACUCUCAAAUCUUGAUCAUGUGACCAUGGGGAUGCUGCAAUGGUCAUAAAUGUGAGGACCAGCUGUUAGUCACUUUUGCCACCACUUUGAAGAGUUGCUAGAUAAAUGGUCGUAAAUUGAGGACUACAAUGAUACCUCAGUACUUGACUGUUACAAAAUUCAUUGAUUUUGGUACUCAAUACAUUUUGACGUGAAAAUGUCCCGGUACUCAUCGUUUGUUUGAUAUUCAACGCACUGCGAUAGGAAAAAGGGGAGAGUCACAGAGGGCGGAUAGGAAAUUUGCCAUGCUGGGAAGGUUGCUGCAAAAGGAAGAGGGGGACGGCCGUGGAGAGCAGGCAGGAAGUCGAUCAUGCUGGGAAGAUCACUGAUAUAGGAAAAGGGACAGACAGAAAGUCCUUCCUGAAACAAAGGGUCAUGUGGUAAGUCAUGCGGGUUGUUUGGCACUUAUCAUUUUUAGUACUCAUCAUACUUCCCAAAACAAAUUAACAAUGAGUGACCGAGGUACUUCUGUACUUGUAUUUACUUAGAUUUUAAAUUGUUUCCAAAAAAUCAAUUGCUAUUAUAGAUAUAGCUAUAUAGGUUUAUAGGAAGUUCAAAUUGUAAUUGAGCAUAAGCUGAAUAUGCAUCAUCACUGUGAUGCAGUUGCUAAAAAGGCAAAUGUAAUUUCAUGUUGCAUCCCUAAAAAUCUAGUUUUCAUUUCAGGAAAAAAAUGGUCCAAUAUGUUCUGUGUUGGCCAUAUUCCACCUUGAGUACGCCCCUUAUGCCCAGAUGUCAGACAAAUUCAUAGAACAUGGAAGAGAUAUAGAGAAAUGCAGUGAAGAUAAUCAGGAAAUCGAAAAAUAAACCUUAAGAGGUGAGAUGGAAAUGGAGAGAAGAAAAUAUAUUAAGUGUGGGUGGGAGGGAGCAGAUUUAGUUGCACUUUUGAACUAUCUGAAGCAUGUUACAUAGAAAAUCAAGAUAUAUGUAUCAGAAUGCAAGACAUCGAAUAAAUGAUUAAAAGUUAUAGGAAUUCAGAUUCCAGUUAAAUGGUGAGAUAAUUUUCUACCAUAGUAUUAAGAGCAGUUCAUUGAGGGAGUCAAUUACCAUGGGACCUAGUGCGUUUGAACUCUCCUUUAACCAGAAGCUGGGGGUCUAUUACUUUGAAAUCCUGCACUGAGACGGACUCCAUGGUCUAAAUAAACCUGGCAACUUUAUGAUUCUGUGGAGUUUGUGUGCUUUAAAACAAUUUCAUUUAUAAUUUAUUCAAUGUAAUUUAUUUUGUGAAAUAAUUUUAAUCUAAGAUGCAUUUUCCCAAAAAUUGUGAUACCAUUUUUUUUAAUUGUAAAACUCAAGAUAAAGAUUUUAGCAAAAAAGCACAAAAUAUGUAAAAUAAAUACACAAUGAUGAAA
Molecule: messenger RNA, 5561 nt
Organism: Ahaetulla prasina
Lineage: Eukaryota; Metazoa; Chordata; Lepidosauria; Squamata; Colubridae
Gene: POLK
Product: DNA polymerase kappa
Exons: 16
Coding region: 532-3018 (828 amino acids)
Biological process (GO): error-prone translesion synthesis
Cellular component (GO): nucleus
Molecular function (GO): damaged DNA binding; DNA-directed DNA polymerase activity
Source: RefSeq, a predicted model, not a curated record